AUGCUCUCGCAUGGUCGCAUCGGCACGAGCGAGUUCGCGGAACGAACGAUUUGGGCCACUAUCGAACGAAUACCGCGCUUUUCCCUAUUCGCAGCGCUACUGAACGAGCACCACGACAUCCGAGCGAGACUGAAUAGCACGCAUCAAAUGUCGACUCUUUUCAUACCAACAAACGACGCCAUUGUGUCGAAUACCGACUUCUCGCGUUCGGGACCGCAUGAGCGGUGCCACGGGACGCUAGAGUACCAUAUAGUGCCGUGGCCUUUGAGCACCACGAACUUAUUCUGCACGCCAACGCUGCCUACUCAAUUUCAUCCGAACAGUGUCAACGGACCACAGCGGCUAAAAGUCGAUAUCCGGUUCACUGGACCGAUUAUUGAUGGUCGCGCUAAAGUCGAAUAUCCCGAUAUCGCGGCUUCGAAUGGAUAUAUACACGCAAUCGACACAGUGCUGCAACCACCCUCCCUAUCGACGCUUUCCUCGAUUAUGCACAUGCCGAAAGCUCAGUUUGGCACUUUCAUACGCGCACUUCAUCACUCAGGCAUUAUUACUGAGGUGAACGGUAUGCAAAGCUCCGGCUUAACGGCAUUCGCACCUUCAAACCGCGCAUUUGAUGAACUGGGAGAGGAACGGAUACGGCACCUCUUCACGCCAGAAGGCCGGGGAGAGCUGAAAAUGAUCGUUGCGUCACACUUUGUAUUGAACAAGACCUUGUAUUCAAACGCAUACUACGUUGGUCGUGGCCGAUCACUCCAGCAUUUGGAGGUGAAUCUUUGCGCGCGUGGAACACGUCACUUCAAGCUAGAGACUCUUCAGCCUGACGUUUCGCAUAAAGUGACGGUUUUCAGGUUCGCAAGGCUCAUUGAGAUGGCGAUUGACGAUUUCACGUUUGUUGCUCAUAAGGAUAUCGUUGCGAAGGAUGGUGUGCUGCAUGUAGUUCACCGCCUUCUCUCAAGGUGA
Molecule: messenger RNA, 960 nt
Organism: Trematosphaeria pertusa
Lineage: Eukaryota; Fungi; Ascomycota; Dothideomycetes; Pleosporales; Trematosphaeriaceae
Product: FAS1 domain-containing protein
Exons: 2
Coding region: 1-960 (319 amino acids)
Source: RefSeq, a predicted model, not a curated record